AUGGCUUCUACUCCCAAGAUCAACUCAAAAAAUCUGUCGUACGACAACGCAGCACCGCCAUUCCUUGCGGCUCUGCGCGCCCAAGCUGCUGGCGCAACUGGUCCCGAUCCACUCCUCGCUGCGCAACGGAGAUCAGCUAAGAAGCGCUCCAGCAGUGAGGAAGCCGAAGAUGUACCGCUUGUCGUGGACGAAGACGGGAACUUUGUGAAUCUUGAGGUUGACAAGGACGGCGUUGUCAAGGACACUGGAGAUCACGAUGCGGAUCCGACGGUUGUGAAAGAAGCUACCAAAGAGUCUGAAAGCAAAGCUGCUAUCGGGGGAAGAAAGCGCAAGGUUGGAAAAGUCGUUGGCGGUGAUUCUGAUGAGGCCAAAGCUGAAGGUGACGGGGUGGAUAAGAAGAAAAAGGACGUUUCUGAUAAAGACGCCGCCAAGAAUCGCAAGCCAAAGAAGAAGGCCAAGAAGAUUAAGUUGAGCUUUGAUGAAGACGAAGGCUGA
Fusarium venenatum is the source of this 495-nucleotide messenger RNA. RefSeq lists its product as uncharacterized. The record is from RefSeq and is a predicted model, not a curated record. Lineage: Eukaryota; Fungi; Ascomycota; Sordariomycetes; Hypocreales; Nectriaceae.